GGCGUAUAUACGGUCAAGGUCGAAAAAUCUCAUGUUAAACCUUACAUAUCUGUCAUCUCCUAUAAAGCUAGCAUAACUUGCUUGAAAAAAAAUAGUAUAAAUUUUAUUAGAAGCUAAGUCUCAUUUCAGACAGAAAGCAAAACAAGCACAAACAAUGGCGGAUGCAACACAAAGAUAUGCAUUGAUCACAGGAGCAAACAAAGGAAUCGGGCUCGAAAUCUGCAGGCAGUUAGCAUCCAAAGGAAUGGUUGUGAUUUUAGCAUCGAGAGAUGAAAAGAGAGGCAUUGAAGCUCAACAAAAGCUUAAACAAUUCGAUAAAAAUGUGUUUUUUCAUCAACUAGAUGUUGUUGAUCCUGCAAGCGUUGCUGCUGUUUUUGAGUUCAUCAAAUCGAGAUUCGGAAGGCUCGACAUUCUGGUGAAUAAUGCUGGAAUUAGUGGAGUAGAUGUGGAUGGAGAUGUGUCGGUGUUUGAAGAGUAUAUCGAAGCAGACUCUGCCUCAUACGUUGCUGGUGGCAAGGCAGAGCCGUUUCACCCGAAAGCAAAUGGGAAGCUUGUGGAGACAUUGAAGGGUGCAGAAGAAUGCAUAGAGACAAACUACUAUGGUGCAAAGAGAGUAACAGAAGCUCUCAUUCCUCUGCUGCAGCUCUCUCAUUCACCAAGAAUUGUGAAUGUCUCCUCCACAUUAGGGAGUUUAGUGCUUCAAACAAAUGAAUGGGCAAAGGGAGUGUUUAGCAGCAAAGACAGCCUAACAGAAGAGAGAAUAGAAGAAGUUGUGCAGCAAUUUCUCAGCAACUUCAAAGAGGGGAAACUUGAAGAGAAUCAAUGGCCUCCUCACUUUGCAGCCUACAAAGUGUCGAAGGGAGCUCUCAACGCGUAUACUUGGCUUGCAGCGAAGAAAUACCCGCGUUUCUGCAUCAAUUCUGUGUGCCCUGGUUUUACUAGAACAGAUAUCACCUUCAAUCAGGGCCCACUGAGUGAAGCCGAAGCUGCUGAAGCUCCGAUGAAGCUGGCUUUGCUGCCCGACGGAGGGCCGUCGGGCUUUGCCUUCCUUCGAGGGGAAGCAUUGUCUUUGUAAUCAAAGAUUUGUAAGAAACAAACACACAGACAUUCUCAUGUAAUAAUAAUUGUGUUUUUUAGUGUGUGAGCUUCUGUUGCAGACUUCAUGUUAUUACACUAUUUGUUACCAUACUACAAAAUAUCACAAGAUUCAGA
This is a messenger RNA of Salvia miltiorrhiza (redroot sage), 1212 nucleotides long. RefSeq names its product (-)-isopiperitenone reductase-like. The transcript is spliced from 5 exons. Bases 155 to 1075 code for a protein of 306 amino acids. Lineage: Eukaryota; Viridiplantae; Streptophyta; Magnoliopsida; Lamiales; Lamiaceae. Gene Ontology annotation, cellular component: membrane. The record is from RefSeq and is a predicted model, not a curated record.